Melanotaenia boesemani (Boeseman's rainbowfish) is the source of this 1725-nucleotide messenger RNA. RefSeq names its product thioredoxin domain containing 5 (gene txndc5). Gene Ontology annotation, biological process: protein folding. The record is from RefSeq and is a predicted model, not a curated record. The coding region runs from base 59 to 1294 and encodes 411 amino acids. The transcript has 10 exons. Gene Ontology annotation, molecular function: protein disulfide isomerase activity. NCBI's taxonomy places the organism in Eukaryota, Metazoa, Chordata, Actinopteri, Atheriniformes, Melanotaeniidae. Gene Ontology annotation, cellular component: endoplasmic reticulum.
UCGUUGAAAGUCAGUCCUUUUACACCAGCAGGGACACUAUUCGCAUAGGAGAUUCACCAUGGCUUCUGCACUGAAUUAUACACCUUUUGUGUUUUAUUUUCUAUAUUUGUCGUUAUUCUUUACUGGCGUGUUUUGCGACGCUGAUUCAGAAGAUGAGCAUGCCAAACACACGUACACGGUGGAAAUGUUCAACGAAGCGGUACCAACGGCACCCCACUUUGUCAUGUUUUACGCCCCAUGGUGUGGCCAUUGCCAGAGGUUGCAGCCUACAUGGAACGAACUGGCAGACAAAUACAACAGCAUGAAUGACCCACCAGUAUAUGUGGUCAAAGUAGACUGCGUUCAGGACACCAAGUUCUGCUCCAACGUCCACGGUGUUAGAGGCUACCCUACACUGAAGUUAUUUAAGCCAGACCAGGAAGCAGUUAAGUACCAAGGUCCUAGAGAUCUGCAGUCUCUAGAGACAUGGAUGCUGAAGACCCUCCAGGAGGAGCCUUCAGAACCAGAGAGCGAGCUGGAGCCUCCUAAAGCUCCAGAGCCUAAACAGGGCAUGUAUGAGCUCACUGCCCUCAACUUCAAGGACCAUAUAUCCAAAGGUGCCCAUUUCGUUAAGUUCUUUGCACCAUGGUGUGGCCACUGCAAAGCCAUGGCACCAACCUGGGAACAGCUGGCCACCACCUUUGAGCACACCGACGAUGUAAAAAUAGGAAAGGUGGAUUGCACGCAGCAUUAUGAGGUGUGCUCUGAGAACGGUGUGAGAGGAUAUCCAACGCUGCUCUUCUUCUAUAAUGGACAGAAAACAGAACAGUACAAAGGAAAAAGAGAUCUGGACUCUUUCAAAGACUUUGUGGACAACCAGCUGAAGGCUGCGCUUACAGAGGAGAAAGAAGAGGAGCCAAAAGAGGAGCAGAAAGAAAAUGAGGUCCCCACUGAAGAGCCAGCCAAAGAUGAAGCAAAGUCCAAUGUGGUGGUCCUCACGGAGAGCAACUUUGAUGAGAUCGUAGCUACGGGCUUCACCUUUAUCAAGUUCUAUGCUCCGUGGUGCGGCCACUGCAAGAAUCUCGCUCCAACAUGGGAGGAUCUUUCCAAGAAGGAGUUUCCCGGCCUCACUGAUGUCAAGAUUGCCAAAGUGGACUGCACUGUUGAGCGCACGCUCUGCAACAAGUACUCUGUGCGAGGGUACCCCACCUUGAUCAUCUUCAGAGCUGGCGAGCAGGGCGACGAGCAUCACGCAGGGCGGGACUUGGAGAGCUUGCACAACUUUGUGAUGAGGCAGGCGAGAGAUGAGCUGUAGAAACGGGGUUGGUCGGUGCUCACUUUUCUCCACCACCGUACUCACCCACUCUGCACAUCUGGCCAGCAGGACACCAAGUCUUUGUCCUGCAGCAGCCAGAUCUCCGUCUCACUUUCCACUCCGGUUCUCUUCAGGAAGGAGUCAGACAAUGAUGGACUGAUGCAGUCGGUCACAUCUCCUGUUUUUUUCUUCUUCUUUCUUUUUCUUUUUACUGACAGAAUAACUGUGUUUGGGAUGUGAAUGUAUUUCUCAUUGCUGUUGCCCAACUAGAUUCUUCUGGAAUCUGUGACCUCGGUUGGGACUUUAAAUGAAGCCUGACGACCACUGCAAGCACUUCUCAGUUGAUUACAACCAAAAACUUCUUUCACAGUAAUGUUUGUUAAAAGGUGGAACUCUGGUUUAAAAAAAUAAAACAUGACUUUUGUUCUAAA